AUGGCACGGCUGAGUCUUCUUCAUCCCAGGAGCAGCCUCUUCAUCUCUCCAUGGCUGGAAAGGAGUGUCCUUUCCUUCUCCUUCAACCAAACGGCUUCUUACUGCAGCAGCAGAAGAGCAGGUCGGAUCAAUCAGAAAACUCUCGGCGUAUUCGACAAAUCAGAGGCGUUGGGAAACCAUCUACUUAUGGAGCAAAAAUUCGACGAACACAGGGUGGUUUCACCCUUGUCCUUACAAGUAGUGCUCAGCCUCCUUGCCGCCGGCUCCCGCGGUUGGACCAGCCGUCAGAUUGUCAACUUCUUCAACGCCGAUUCCGUCGAUCAUCUGAAUUCCUUGGCCUCUCUAAUCUCCGACGUCAUCUUGGCCAAUGGUGAUCCCGCCGUUGGCCCUAGGGUGCGUUGCUCCAAUGCCUUAUGGCUUGAUCAGUCCCUUUCUCUCAAGCCCUCUUUUAAACACGUUCUCGAAUCUGACUAUAGAGCAGCUGUGAACCCGGUGGACUUUCAAACCAAGGCUGCUCAUGUGGGGCAAGAAAUCAAUUCAUGGGUGGAAAAUGGGGCAAGUGUCCGAGUUAAAGACCUUAUUCGUGAGGGGUCUCUCAACAACUCAGUCAAGCUUGUCUUUACAAAUGCACUAAACUUCACAGGAGCAUGGGAGGAGAAAGCAAAUCCAAGUAACCACAAAAAAAAGAAGAGGAGAAAGAAAGCAGAUCUAAUCAUACUAAGAAAAGAGCUUGGUAAGAACGAAUACAAAGUGACUGCUCCCUUCAUAGCUGCCAAGAUGGAAGUAAUUGAUACCAUGCUGUUUCAUAAAAUGCAUACGCUUGGACACACGUGUAAAAAGCAAGCUGAAGAAAAGCGUGCUUUCUCCAUGCAUUUCUAUUAUCCUCAUUCAUUUGACUAUGAAUUUUACGAGGAGCCUGAUGUGUAUACAGUGGAUAUUAAUGGCAUAACUACCCCUAUAUUUAGUAUGUCUUCUGAGGUGGAAGCUUCCGAGGUGCUGAGGGCACUAGGGAUGAGAUUGCUAUUCUCUGAAGGAAAACUAACAGAGAUGGUAACUUCUUUAUUUGAUGGUGAAGAUCAGUUAUAUGUUUUUGGCAUAUUUCAAAAGACAUUCAUCCAAGUAAAUAAAAAAGGGACUAAAGCUGCAACAGCCACAGCUGCAAUAGUAAUGUCUGGGCGUCCACCAGAUUUGCCACCUGUGAGAAGAAUAGUUGAACUUCACCCGCCAUGCCUCCUUCCUGCUGGACAAUUUGACUCUGAUGCCUCUGCUAAAACAGAGUUGAAGGUUCAUCAAAUAUUCAGUCGUCUUCCAAAGUACUAG
Neltuma alba is the source of this 1320-nucleotide messenger RNA. Its product is annotated as serpin-ZX-like. The coding region runs from base 1 to 1320 and encodes 439 amino acids. NCBI's taxonomy places the organism in Eukaryota, Viridiplantae, Streptophyta, Magnoliopsida, Fabales, Fabaceae. Gene Ontology annotation, molecular function: serine-type endopeptidase inhibitor activity. The record is from RefSeq and is a predicted model, not a curated record. The transcript is spliced from 2 exons.